AUGUCUGGCAAAGGAAAAGUUCAUGGCGGCAAAGGCAAGUCGUCCGAAAGCAGCAAAGCCGCAUUGUCGCACUCAGCCCGUGCUGGGUUGCAAUUUCCCGUGGGAAGAGUCAAGAGAUAUUUGAAGAGAAACGCUCAAAACAAAAUCAGAAUUGGAUCCAAAUCGGCCAUCUACUUGACGGCAGUGUUGGAGUACUUAACAGCCGAAGUUUUGGAGUUGGCUGGUAAUGCAGCCAAGGAUUUGAAGGUUAAGAGAAUCACCCCUCGUCACUUGCAGUUGGCCAUUCGUGGAGAUGAAGAAUUGGACAACUUGAUCAAGGCUACCAUUGCAUACGGUGGUGUUUUGCCUCAUAUUAACAAGGCGUUGUUGUUGAAGGUGGAACGCAAGAAGGGCCCAGGUGAGAAGUAG
Messenger RNA from Australozyma saopauloensis, 408 nucleotides. RefSeq names its product histone H2AZ (gene HTA3). The transcript has a single exon. Gene Ontology annotation, molecular function: DNA binding; structural constituent of chromatin; protein heterodimerization activity. Gene Ontology annotation, cellular component: chromatin; nucleosome. The record is from RefSeq and is a predicted model, not a curated record. Bases 1 to 408 code for a protein of 135 amino acids. Gene Ontology annotation, biological process: heterochromatin formation. NCBI's taxonomy places the organism in Eukaryota, Fungi, Ascomycota, Pichiomycetes, Serinales, Metschnikowiaceae.